AUGCCACGUGGAACAAAAUUAUUGGAUAAUAAAAUUAGGGAGAAAACAUUUUUUUUGUCUGGUUUUUUUUUUCCCGAUAAUUCCUUUCUCUCUUCUCUCCGUCGAACCACGACGAAUCGGUGUCUCUUCCUGGCUGCUCCGACUGUUACCGACGGAUGCGACUGCUGCCGACCGAGCCGGCGAAAUUGACGCCUGUGGAUGGAUCAGAUCGAAGCUGAUUGGCGAUGGAUUUGCUCAGCGGAGGUAAAAUCGAAGAAUAUCUAUAAAUUUUUUUUGGGGUUUUACUGGGUUAUGGCUGAAUUGGUUUAAUCAAAGGGGUUAUUAGAAUCGAUGGUUGCUUUUGAUUCUAUAUCUCGUUUGAUUUAGGCUUCUGUUUAGGUUUGUGGGUUUGAUGAUUGAUUUUGAUGAUAUACAUCGGCUGAUUUAGGGUUAUUCCUUGUUAUGGUUUGAUUUUUUUAAUCUAUCGAUUAUGACAUGAUAAUUUACAGAUUUUGUAGUAGAUAGUGUCAUUGAGAUUGAUUGAGAUUCCAUCCGAUUAUGUUUACUUGGGGUUCAUUACCAAUUUUUUGCUUAUUACAAGUUUCAUGGAUCGUUUUGUAGUUUAUAGUUCUUUUGAUAUAGAAUUGAAUGUUAAUGAUCAUGUUUACAAGUUAUGUUACAAGUUUCAUCCGAGAUCUUGGUUGUAGUUCUUUUGAUAUAGAAUUGAAUGUCAAUGAUCAUGUUUACAAAUCACAUGUUUGUGGUUAGAAGUUAUAAGUUUGUUGUAAUGUGCUCAUUAGUUUUUUCUUGUCUUUUUAUUCUCUGCACGGGGAGGGACAUCAAGAGAAGAGAAGAAGCAGGUCGGUUGAGCGACAUCAUCACCUGCUCAAAUAUCUCUCCCAUUCGACCUUUUAAAAAUACAAGUUUCUUCAUUAGGUCUCUAAUACCCAAAUAACCCAUUUUUAUUAUAAAAAAAUGUGCAAGAGAUCCAUGAGGGUCUCUCCCAUUACACAUACUUAAUCCUGCACGCUCCAACGCAAUUGUUACAUUUUCUUUUUCGAAAAAAAUUGAAACCGGUCGGCUCGAACCAAUCCAAAAGAACGGUUUGGUUUGGGACAAAUAGCGAACCAGAAGCAGCUCGGUCAUCUAAUAUGCAUAUUGCCCGAAUUUUCUCCUUUCCAGUUUCCAGUUCUCGCUGUCCCGACGACGGAGUAUAUCGCUUUCUCUCACCAAGCCCAUAUCGUAUUGAAAUUUAGAUCAAGCUGAAUAUCUACCAAGAUGGUGAACUUGUUCUUGUCUCAACCCAAGUGGAACUGUGAUGCCGACGACAGAAGCAACCUCAACGUGAUUUUGACUCUACUAAACAAAUUGGGCUCUCAAAUUCAAUCAUUGGUGACUAUUGGAGCUCGAUCAGAAGUUAGACUCUGGCUUUGUAGUGCUCUUUCUAGUAUCUCUAUAUCCCGGAGAAGGCAAGUCAAUAUUUUUAUGAGGUUAUUGAGAUCAAAUCCCAGAAAGACGCAGCUUGUAUCUCAGCUCCUGCAAUUGAUGUUUGAGAAGAGGCCGAGGAAACUUGGAUCUGUGUUAGCCAAAAGAAGUUAUUUACUCGAGAAAUUCUUUGCAGGGAAUCCGAAGCGUAUACUAGAGUGGUUUUCUGAUUUUGCUGUUGAUGGUGGGUCUGAUCACAAAAGAGGUGCAAGAGCUUUUGCUCAGUUUGCAUUUGCGAACCGGGAUAUUUGCUGGGAAGAGCUUGAAUGGCGAGGCAAACACGGGCAAUCUCCUGCGGUUGUUGCUACAAAGCCUCAUUACCUUCUUGAUCUUGACGUCCAACGAACCAUUGAGAAUUUUCUCGACAAUGUUCCUGAGUUCUGGUCAUCCAACGAGUUUGCUGAGUCACUCAAAGAUGGUCAGAUUCUGUUCCUUGACACCAAGUUUUUUCUAGAGCUCUUUAUCCGUCUCAUGUACGAAGAGGAUGUGAGUUAUGUGUGGGAUGCUGUAGAGGACUUUCUUAAUGAGGAGUCUUUCUCCUCCUUAACCCAACAUCUCCUUAUCACUCUCGAAGAGCCUGACUUGUGUCAAUUUCUUGAAUUGCUUGGCAACUGUUUCAGUCCAAAAACUGAAUCUUGGGAUUUUGGUGACUCGUCUUGUUGGCUCGAGGUUGUUCUUUCGAAAUAUGCUGACACAGAAUCUAUUGAUGAGCUGUUGUUGCUGAAUUCUAUUAUCAACCAAGGUCGACAGCUACUACGGCUUGUACUUGAUGAGAACGUCAAUGAUGAGGGAGGAAUGUUGAAAGAAACCAUGGCAGAUGUCUGGAGAGGUUUGGAAAACGGCACCAGCUUUACUCUACUCUUGAGAGAGCUUUCAAAGAUGAAAUACACCGAGGCGAUAAAAUUACUUGGGCUACUUUCUUGGACUAUUCACUUCAGACUAUCGGAGGAAUGUCAAAGUGUAGACUCAUGGGAGUCUCUAUUUAGAGAAAAUGGAAUUAAGUUCCGCAGGUCAAGUGACCACUCGUUGCUAAGUCAUAACGGAUUCUCUGAAGAAAGCGAAUCUGACUCUGAUGGUAGAAGCCGUGUUUCUAGAAAGAGGCACAAGAAGGGGAAGAAGAAGAGAAAGAAGAAAAAGAAGAGAACUAUUGAUGAUGAUAAUGAUGAUGAUCUCAUUGAUGAUGAGCUUUUAGGUCUGCAUCAAAUUAGUCGAAGUUGGUUGCUAUCUACUGAUGGUUUUUCUGCAACAUGGACCAGUGUGGAUUUACCGGAAUACAUCGCAAGAUAUUGUUUGUCCACAUGGAUGAAGUGGUUUCUAGCCAGACAAAAAUGAUUCACAACUCAGAGGACAAAAGGGAUUUCAAUAGAUGAUUAGCCCAAUCGUUUCUACUUGCUUUUGUUACAGUGUCGUGUAUGCAGAUCCUACCAAGAGGUCAAAAAAAGUGUGAAACUCGAUACAUUCACCAUAGGUACAACAUAUGUUCAUGAAGAAGCCAUCACUCAUCAGAGCUUGAUUGACAAUGGUACAAAUGAAAAGAUAGCAAAUCCUCUAAGGUCUACGAGAAAUGUUGCAGCAAGGAAAUUUGUGAGUUAAGAAAAGAGGUAUGAAACUGAAUCAUGAUCUCUCGGUAUAGUGUAUGUAACUUGUGGGUUAUUAUUUAGCCAACUAUUCUUUUGUCCACAGCUUCAUCUCGUGAUUCCUUUUAAGAGAGGGCAGUUCAUUUA
Molecule: messenger RNA, 3188 nt
Organism: Eutrema salsugineum
Lineage: Eukaryota; Viridiplantae; Streptophyta; Magnoliopsida; Brassicales; Brassicaceae
Exons: 4
Coding region: 1258-2796 (512 amino acids)
Source: RefSeq, a predicted model, not a curated record